Molecule: messenger RNA, 3282 nt
Organism: Lagopus muta (rock ptarmigan)
Lineage: Eukaryota; Metazoa; Chordata; Aves; Galliformes; Phasianidae
Gene: UBXN2B
Product: UBX domain protein 2B
Exons: 9
Coding region: 29-1033 (334 amino acids)
Biological process (GO): membrane fusion; Golgi organization; nuclear membrane reassembly
Cellular component (GO): nucleus; cytosol
Molecular function (GO): ubiquitin binding
Source: RefSeq, a predicted model, not a curated record
CCGCGGGAGGGGUUGCCGCCCUCAGAAGAUGGCGGACGGCGAAACAGCUCCCGCUCAGCAGGAAGGGGAAAUGUCGGCGGCUGGCCCGGGUGUCCGGAGGGAGCGGCAGCACCGUGGCAGCGGCCGCCCGCCCAGCGCGAGAGAUUUGCAGUUGGCCUUGGCAGAGUUAUAUGAAGAUGAAGCUAAAAGGCAGUCAUUGCAUCCUGACAAACCAACAACAACAAAGAUGAGUAACUCAAAGGGUCUUAAAAUAGAUUCUUUUAGAAGUUUGAGAAAACCGGAGAGAAGCAUGAGUGAUGACAAAGAAAACCAAAGAUUUUAUUCAGGUGACUCAGAAUACAGAGGAUUACAAAUUUCUGGGGCUUCUAACAAUCCAAGUAAAAUUGUUGCUGAACUCUUCAAAGAAGCAAAAGAGCACGGGGCUGUACCACUAGAUGAAGCCUCAAGAGCAUCUGGCGACUUCAAUAAAGCUAAGUCAUUUUCUGGUGGUGGAUAUAGAUUGGGUGACUCGUCUCAAAAGCACUCUGAAUAUAUAUAUGGAGAAAAUCAAGAUGUUCAAAUUUUGCUGAAACUGUGGAGGAACGGCUUCAGUUUAGAUGACGGAGAAUUGAGAUCCUAUUCAGACCCAAUAAAUGCUCAGUUUCUUGAGUCUGUUAAAAGGGGGGAAAUUCCUGUGGAACUGCAGCGACUUGUUCAUGGUGGCCAGGUUAACCUGGAUAUGGAAGACCACCAGGAGCAGGAAUAUGUGAAGCCAAGACUGCGAUUCAAAGCUUUCAGUGGAGAAGGGCAGAAACUCGGAAGUCUUACACCUGAAAUAGUCAGCACACCUUCAUCUCCAGAGGAGGAGGACAAAUCCAUUCUUAAUGCACCUGUUCUGAUUGAUGACUCUGUUCCAGCAACUAAAAUUCAAAUCAGAUUAGCUGAUGGAAGCCGAUUAAUACAAAGAUUUAAUCAAACACACAGGUCCUGUGAACGGUUACCAGGGGGAAAAGGGCCAGCAGCUGCUAAUUGCUCAGCGCUCCAGUCCCUCUAAAACCCUCUGGAAGGCCUCUCAUCCCUCUCAGUUUAGCAUCAUCAGCUAACUUCUGAGGAUACACUCCAGUCCUGCAUCCAGAUCAUUGAUCAAAAUGUUGAGCAGACUGUAGAAUGGAGCCCUGGGGAACACCGCUGGUGACCGUCUGCCAGCUUGCAGCUCCAUUCACUACAACCCUGUGCAUGCUACCAUCAAACCAGUUCAUCAGCCAUCAUGGUGUGAAACUGUUUAUCUCAGAAUUGGUCAGCUUGUCCAGAAGGAUGCCAUGGGGAGCAGUAUGAAAGGUAUUAAUGAAAUCCAAAAAGAUUGUAUCCACUGGCUUCCCUUGAUGAACUGGUGUUGACUAUCCCUGAUAGUAUUUUUGUUGUUUAAGUGCCUUUCAAUGUCCCACAGGACAGUCUUCUCUGUAACUCUUUGGGGGACUGAGAUUAGAUCAAUAGGUUGUAGUUUCUUGAGUCUUCUCUCAUGCCCUUUUUGUCGAUGGAUGUAACAUUGGCUAGUUUCCAUUCAGCAGGGACUUCUCCUGACUUCCAUGACCUCACUUAAAAUUCUGAGAGAAGUCCAACUGUAACAUCUAAUUCCUUCAGUGCUCUGGAAUGAAUCCUGCCUGGCUCUGUGGGCUUAGAAAUGUUGAGCUAAUACAGUUGUUCCCUUACAAUUCCACUGACUACAGAUGUAAAGUCAGGGUCCUCCAACUCUGGGGUCCUGGCACCCCAAAAUCUAUCAUCGCUAUUAAAUAUCGAGGUGUUAAAUGCCUCUGUCUUUUCCUCCUUAUUCAGUGUCCCAUCUGCUCCAGUCAACUUAGUAGGCUGUUGUUUGGAGCUUGCCAUCACUUUUAUUGACAUUGUUGGGGCAUUAUCACAAAUGGUGUUGGCUAACCUCAUUUAUUUGUCUAAGAGAUUGUUUUAGAGCAAAGUUCUGCGAAGUUAUGCUUUGCACUUGCUGUUCUACGUGGCUGAGAGAACUUUGAGCAGGAGGCAGAGAUUUAGGUAGUGGUUCUACCCAUGCUUGACAGCAAGCAAGGCUCAAGUUAGCCCACUCCAAAAUCUGCAGUGUUGUGUUAGAACACAGCUGAAACUGGGCUUGAAUCUUGCCUUGAAGGUGAUCUUAGUAUUUUAGUGUGGACUCAGUUUCUUUGCAGAGCUGUUAUAUGGCUUUAAGAGUCCACCUGUUCUCUUUCUUCUUCCAUUUCGGUCUCAGAAUAAGGCCAGAGCCAAUUUGCAGCUUUCUUCACCUGACAAAAUACAUAGACUACAAGAAGGUAAUUUUAGCUGAGGUGCCAAUAGAUGAGAAGUUUCAGCAAUAAUGUCUCAUACUUAGUAGACUUGAUAGUACCAGCCCAGGCUCUUCCUUCCCAGCACCAGUUGGAGAAAUUACUUAACAGUAUGGCUGCUAGAGAGGCUCUGUAAUCAUGAUGUUUUAUGUUCUCUGCAUUGAAGGGUAGAAGUGGUAAAUUCCCAGUCACGUCUGUAAGAAUGGCUCUGUUGACAGAAGCUUAUUCAAUAAUUACUAGUGUUCUCUUAGUUAUUUUUGCUGAUGCAUGAUCAAAAUGGCUUCCUGAAAUGCAUUGCUUGCAUCAUAAGCCUUGAAGAUAGAAAGUUAAAGUCCCUGCUUAUUUGGUUACAGUAAAUCUACCUACUUAUCGUUCAGUAGACCUUCGAAGAUGUUUUAUUGCUGAGUUGUUUUUUAUCUCUAAAAAUCUUACUUUCAUCCAUGUCUUAUAAAACUAAAUUAUUAAAACUAAAUUGUAUUUGCUAUGCUGUGUCUGUUUCAUGAACUGUUGUUUGCUAGUUCAAUACUAAGUGAAAAGAGGGGAAACCUACUUGCUAUUGAGGUGCAUUAAUAAUUCCCCUCUGCUUUCUCAUCACCAUAUGUUGUAAGAUCUUUCCUUCCAUUAUUAUUUUAACCUUUUUGGUGUAUGCUAAUUAAUAUAGGGAUUUUUUUUUUUUUUUUUGCACUUGGAAUUGAAAUUACUUGAAUUAUGUUAAAUAUCAGUUUACAAUGCACUUCUAUGUUAAUACUUUUAUUUCUCUUAUUUGAGAAAACAAGAGGCAUUAAAAUUAAUUCUUCAGGUUUUGCCUAUAAGAAGUAAAGUAUUUCUAGGCUGCAACCCAUAGCACUAUGGAUGAAAUUGAAAAGUAAAACCAAUAGGACAUACUAAACAGUUUUUCAAUCUGUUAGAAGGUUGUGUUGUCUUCAGAGAUUCAGAUUGGAAUGGAAUCAUACACAGCUUUCAUGUCCUAUCCCUU